AUGUUACAUGCAUCAAUCUUAUUUAAUGAGCGUCAAGUAAAUUGUCUUCUACCACAAAAUCCAUCUGUGGAUGAAGUCUAUGAUACUAUUGCUCAUAAUUUACCAUCAGCCACUAAACAAGAAAAUAUUGUUCAGUUAUACGAUCCAGCGUUAGAAGAAUAUUUUGAUUUAAAUGAAGACAAUUUACAAUCUUGGAUGUCCAUGUCAUCAAAGUAUAAAGAAAAUAUGAAAUUGCAAAUUAUUCAAGGUGGUCUUAAGAAUAAGAAUAGCGAUAUAAAUGAUUUCAACACGGAAACAGAACUCCAAAAUGGUUAUACACAGAAGCUUCCAGAUGAUGCAAUGAUUGCUGUUUUUGAAAAACUUCGGAAAGAUAUUCAUAAUUUUGUCACGUUAGUGCAAAGUCUCAAUCGAACCGCUGAAUGUAUUUGUCAAGAAUUUGAUUCGGCUGUUGCCAAGUUCCGUUGUCAAUCUAAAGAAAAUUCACUUACAAUGGUUCAACAGUUUAACACUAGUACAACACGCUUGCCACCAUAUUCAACCAAACAUUGUCAGCCUCAAUCAUUUGCUUCAUCUCUUGAACCGAAACAGCAAUCAACACCGAACACGUAUGCUAAUAUAGCCGUAACUGCUGCCAGCUCAUCUAUUCCAAUCUCAUCAUCAACAACGAAGAUGAACAAUAGUGCUAAUAUUCUACAACAAAAAACUGAUAAUCAUUUCAAGCCAAUCAGUGUGCCACAGUCAACAACGCCAGCUACAAAUGUAGCGCGUGUACAUCCGCAACCAACAAUGACAAACAAUUAUAAUAAUAGCAAUAUCGUAACCAGUCCAAAUUCGCAAGAUACGUCAAAUCAAACACAACAAUUGUUAGCGUCAACAAUUCAAUCGCUAGAUGGACCAUCAGCUUUUAAUGUGAAAAAAAUGUCGGAACAGAAUGCAUCACAAAAGCAACAAACUGUUCAUUAUCCUUGUGAAGAUAUAAGGUUUAAAGACGUUUUAGCAUCUUCACCUAGUAGUGCACAACCGCAAUUUGUUCCAUCUCAUCAGCAACGAAAACAACAAUCGUCAACUGAAGAACAAAUUGAAAUGACAAAUAAUGCAACGAAUAAUGGUGUCCAUCAAGAUUCGGAUAUAUCAAAUCCAACAAUGCAGCAGUUACAAUUUCCCGAUGUUAAUAUUCUCCGACAAAUUUAUAAAACUGGAGAUGAUUUGCAAACAACAGUAUCGAUUGCUGUUAAUCCAUCGUAUUUUUAUAUGCAAAAUAUAAAAUAUCUUGACGAUUUCACACAGAUGGUCGAUAGUAUGAAUGAAUAUUAUUCAGAAAGUGAUCCACCACGUGUCAAAUAUUUUCCACCAGAAUUUGGCUUUUGUGCUGCUCGUUAUACAGUUGAUGAACGAUGGUAUCGUGCACGUGUGAAACGAUAUAUUAAUGAAACAACAAUUGAAGCAUUUUAUUUGGAUUAUGGUAACUAUGAAGACGUUAGUAUUGAUCAAGUUCGACCAUUAGAUCCAGUGUUUGCGACAUUGCCAGCGCAAGCUAUUUGCGCCUCGGCAGAAAUUCUUCCAUCUUCUGAUAAUGUUGCCUGGAGUCGUCAGGCAAUAUGUCAGUUUUCAUCCGAUACGCUGAACAAAACAUUUGAUGUGAGAAUUCUUCAAGAACCAAGUGAUAUUUGGCCGAUGCAUUUCUCUCAUUUAUUUUUUGGUGAAUACAUGGCCUGGUCUUGGUUUUUUCUGCAGGAUAUUGCUGAAAAUCUGAUUACAUCAAAAAUGGCAAUACAAUCUUCUGUCACAGAAAUUAUAUCGAUGCUUGCACCACGAUUAAACAGACAAGAUUACACUUUAUACAAUUUACCAGAUGAAAUAUUAAUUGCACAAAAACACCCGAAACGAUCGAACGAGGUUGUUGCCGCCGACAUACUUCAAUCACAACGAAAAACACAAGGUUCGGUCUCAAGAAAUGAAAAAACAGCAUCGACAUCUACGAUGAAUAUUAUAACGAAACCGUCUUCUCGUAUUACUAGUUUACCAUCAAUCACUUUAAAUUUGAAAGAUAAUCUUGGUUCAUGUCACGUGACAUCAGCAACAUCUCCCACUCAUUUUUUCAUUCAAUUAGAAGAACAAAAUAGUUUUCAGUAUUUAUAUGAACAGAUACAAGAUAUUUAUAUUGAACAAAUAUCAUGCGAUAAAGUUCAACGUUUAAAAAAUAUACAAAAAGAUUCGGUUGGCGUUGGAAAAAAUCCAAAGGAUCAACGUUAUUAUCGUGUGCAAGUGAUCAGUUUAGAUCGUGAAAAAAAGAAUGUACUAGCAUUAUGUAUUGAUUUUGGUGACUAUUGCUCAAUUUCUGCACAAUCACUCUAUGAAUUACUGCCAGAAUAUCGUCAGAUUCCACCACAAACAAUCAAAUGUCGUUUAUCGUCAGUUAAACCAAUUGAAGAAGAUUGGACAAGAGAAUCAAUAGUAACAUUUAAUAAAUUUUUUGGCGGUCAUUCACAUAAAAGUUUACGUUUUCGUGUAGCUAAAACGUGUCCAUCAACAAUCAAACUUGGAGAUCAGCCAUUACAAAUUACACUAUUCGAUUUAAGCACUAGCGGUAAACCAGUUUCCAUCAAUGAAAUACUUGUUCAAAAAAAAUUGGCGUUGCCAGAUGAAUGUUAUGAACAAGAAAUACGCGCUGCUUAUGAAGCUAUCACUGAUGUGGACGAUAUUAAACGACAGCGCAUUAUACAAUAUAUUGAACAGCAACGUCAGUUAAACGAAACAACAUAUUCUAAAGAACAAGAAGCUCAUCUACUUCAUACGGAAAAAGCGGAACAUUUUCAUCCGCCUCUACCAAUUUCUCAUUUUCAACAGAUACCACAACAACAAUCGUUAAAAUGUCCACCACUGUACUCACACCAAUUGAACGAAGAACAAACGCCUACAUCGGAUGGCAAUACAGGAGGUAGUGGAACAAAAGGAUUUUCAAUACAACAUCCACAAUCGUCAACAAAAACGACAACAUCUCAUCGAAUUUCUAGUGAUAGCGAACAAAUGGCAUCAGUAAAACAUCAAUCGACAGUUCUGUUACAGCCUUUUCUGCCUACGAUCGAGCCAGAAUUGAGUGUAUGGUAUGCUGUUGAGGUUACAUAUGUUAGAAGUCCGAGUGAUUUUUUUAUACGUUUUCCUUAUGGUACUGAUUAUUCACUUGGACGAGGUGCAGAACCGUUGCCAAUACCGGAUGAUUUAGAAAGUGAGCAAAAUGUUGAAUUGAAUAACUUACAGAGACAUAUGGCUGAAAAGUAUGAUUUACGAAGAAAUAUUGCAACACAAAUUAUGGUAUCUAAAGAUGAACUGGUGGCCAUCAAAUACCAAUCACGAUGGUAUCGUGGACGUGUUAUUGAAUUCAAAGAUUCUGUUAGUUUUGCAUUGGUUGAUUUCGUUGAUCAAGGCGAUCGUCGUGAAUUGGGCACCGGUUCAAUGCGUCGACUCGACUCGGAUUUUCAGCAUUUACCAUGUCAGGCAUAUAAUUGUCGUUUGUUUGGUGUCAAUGCCACAGAAGAUUGGAAUAUACAAGAUACUGAUUUAUUCAAAAAGAAAAUACGUGAUAAAAUAUUAUUUGCACGAAAAGUGGAAGAACCAAAUUUCGUACAACUCGUGGACAGAGUAGAUGGUAUAAUUACUUCAUUUGACACAUUUUGGAAUAAAUUACAUCAUACUAAUAGAAUGCAACAACAACAAAUUCCUCAACACGAUCAUGGACAAUCACAUCAACAUCAACGAAAAUCGUCAUCACAACAAUCAAAAACAGGAACUACUGUGUCUCAACAACCAACUGUACAUCAAUAUCAACUAAAUGAAGUCUCACAGCAUCCGCCACUACCUCCACCACCAUCACAGCAACGACAACAAUCGUAUAAUUCAACACAAAAACCAUCAUUUGUUCCGAUUAGUAGUGUGACAACAGCAGCUGCUGAUAUUGUCAACAAUUAUCUUCAAAAUCAUCCACAGUCAGACGAUCAGCUUCAGCGAUCUGUGGUAUCUAGCCGUCCUGUGAAAAACGAACGUUUCUCAAAUUUGGUUCAUACAGGUUAUGGUAGUAGUAACGGUAAUGGUAGUAAUGGAUCCGGUAAUAGUGGAGGAUCAUCGAAGAAAACGCAAUCAAAAGAACCAUUAAAAUUUGUGUCUGCCGGUUUUACACAUGUUCAACAGGAAACAGCUCAUUUGUCACCCAAUGCUCAAUUAGAACAAAUUCAACAACGAGCACAACAUCGAAUUCAGCCAACUAAUACAACGGUACCGAAAGAAAUUCGUCAUUAUCAACAACAACAAUACGAACAAGAGCAAAAUAAUGGUUCUGACACUGAUCCAUAA
Molecule: messenger RNA, 4347 nt
Organism: Didymodactylos carnosus
Lineage: Eukaryota; Metazoa; Rotifera; Eurotatoria; Philodinida; Philodinidae
Source: the annotation of a GenBank genome assembly